CCUCCGAGAAGUGCUGAUUUACCGGAGUGGGUUGACAGCACGAAUAGGAAUGGCGGCUAUGGUCACUAGAGAAAGGAACCUAAAGAGCCCGAAACUUUACUUCUAACGGGCCCACCGAGGAGUUGAACUCUGACGAAACAAACGAGAGUGUCUUUCUUGUAUCGGACGAAAGACAGCGUCUUUUGACGUGAGAUACUUUGGGUCGACUUGCAUGCUUAGCUUGCCGUUACUACUGUAGUGCCGCCGAGAUAGAUUGAAGGUAGCUGCUAGCCAGCUGUUGGCUCAUUCUCUCGGAUGGCCCAACAAGUUAACUAAGUGAUUAACUGUGCUAAAUUAUUCGUCCUUAUAUGCUCAUCACCUAUGCGGAGCAAGAACUUGUAUUUAGCAACGGUAGAGCGCGACUCGACGCAGGAUACCAGAUUGUCAUUGCGACUUGUGAACAUAAUUAGUGCUAAUCUUAACGCUAGCUCCAAAGCUAGCUAAGUUGGGAUCCUGAAGUGUCGCCCAUUUUCGGAUACUGCCCCAGCUCCUGGCUUGGUGGCAAAUCGACAGCCCUUUCCCUGCUUUUAAAGUGGCAUCAGUUGUACGAUGGAAAGUCUAACGUUGAGUGAUGUCGAGCAGAAAUAUUACUCAGAUUUGUUCGUUUACUGCGACACGGACAACACCAAAAAAGUGGCUUCUUAUGGAAGAGUUCUUGACCUUUUCCGGGCGGCCCAGCUACCUAGCGAAGUCGUCAUACAGAUUACGGAAUUGUGUGGAGCCACACGUCUUGGUCACUUUGGACGCAGCCAGUUUUACAUUGCCCUAAAGCUCAUUGCCAUUGCCCAGUCGGGCCUGCCUCUCAGAGUAGAAAGCCUCAACUCAGUCAAGGACCUGCCACUGCCCAGGUUUGUGGUGGGCAAGAAUGAGGGAGAAACAAGGCAUGUGGCGUUAUACCAGGACCCGGAUGGUCAGGGGUUGUACCCUGCCUCCGCCACUGCGUUAGUACCAAGACCGCCAGGCAGGGGUCACCAGAACAAGAAAGUCACACCCUCUGCAAGCGUCCAUCCUGUCCACGAGCCAGUUCAGCCCACUGCGCCUAGCAUAGAAACACAGCAAGCAGAACCAACAUCCCCCGUAGUCUCCCCUCACCAGUCCCCACCUACCUCCCCACCUUCUUGGAGGAAGCACAAACGGCAGCACAGUAGCGGAAACGCAGAUAGACAACCAAUAGUGGCACCGUCUGGAGCUGUUUGGACACAGUUCCGGGAGCCACAACCUGCUCCUGCGGCAGGUGAUGGGAUGUGGCCAUCACACUCGCCCCCGCUUCCAGGUCAGGAAAGUUGGGUCAGUUUCACAGCUGACACGCCGCCAUCAAGCACAGUCCCUGGAGCUCACCCCUCUUCCCUUCAGGAAAGCACAACGAUACGAACCGCAAUGGCCACUGCCGCCACAGGAUCUGCGAACAGUGACAUCCAGCGACAGUCCAGUGGCUAUGAUGAUCCCUGGAAGAUCACAGACGAACAGAGACAGUAUUAUAUCAACCAGUUCAAAACCAUUCAGCCGGACCUUACUGGUUUUAUACCAGGUUCAGCAGCGAAGGAGUUCUUCACCAAGUCCAAAUUACCAAUUUUAGAGUUGUCGCAUAUUUGGGAGCUUUCAGACUUCGACAAAGACGGCGCACUCACUCUGGAUGAAUUUUGUGCUGCUUUCCACUUGGUGGUAGCCAGGAAGAAUGGGUACGACCUCCCCGAGAAGCUGCCUGAGAGCUUAAUGCCAAAGCUGAUUGACCUAGAUGACUCAGCAGAAGUCCCGGAGCCGACAGCCGAUGUUGGCUUUUCGGCAUCCCCUGUGGAGGUCACGCCCAACAAGUCUCCUUCCAUGCCUUCGCUCAACCAGGCUUGGCCGGAGAUAAACCAGAGCAAUGAGCAAUGGGAGACGUUUAGCGAGCGUUCCUCCAGCUCACAAACUCUGACCCAAUUUGACUCUAACAUUGCACCAGCUGACCCUGACACGGCCAUCGUCCACCCCGUUCCCAUCCGAAUGACCCCCAGCAAGAUCCACAUGCAGGAAAUGGAACUGAAGAGGACUGGCAGUGAUCACAACCACCCAACCAGUCCGCUGAUGGUAAAACCACCAGAAGUGUCUGAAGAAGCCAAACUACCCGCCGCCAUGAAGUUUGUACCAGCAAAUGCCGUUGGUGAUGGUUAUAGCAGUUCAGAUUCCUUCACCUCUGAUCAAGAGCCUGUCGCAAGGCAAAGGUCUCAGUCAGGCGCAUCACCUGAAGCUCUAAAAGUGGUGGCUCCUCCUCCACCUCCGCCCCGACCUCACGCAUCACACUCCCGCUCCUCGUCACUGGACAUGAACCGCACCUUUGCUGCCAGCUCAGCCCAAGGACAGUCACAGCCUGCCGCCAUAGCUUUCCCACCUGCUGUGCCUCCUCGACCGCUUCCCACACAGUCCUCAGUACCGCACACAGGACAGCGCGCCGAAGCCGAGGGUACGCCUGGAGCAGGGGCUGCGCUCACCGCCACGUCCCCUCAGCAGAUCCCUCAGCAGCCCAAUUUCGCAGACUUCAGUCAUUUUCAGGCCUUUGCUGCAUCUGAGCAACCUUCUAGCCUGCCCGAGGUUGAUAAGCACAGUGAUCCAGCACAGGGGGACAAGUCUUCAGAAGGAGCUGGGCCCUUGAGAUCAGUCAAGAGUGAAGGCCAAGCUGAUGAAAGAACCGCCACCACUGUUAACUCUACCAAGGGCUCGUCUGGCCCUUUAGCCCCUCCUCCUAAACCUGUUCGUCGCAGGUUGAAGUCUGAGGAUGAGUUGCGGCCUGAGGACGAGCAGCAUGGCCAGCAGAAGCCAAACAUCAUAGCUGCUGCCCUGGCUACUCAGCCUUCUAUCCCAAGGUCAAUAGGUAAGGACAAAAAAGCGAUACAAGCAUCAAUCAGAAGAAACAAGGAAACAAACACGGUGUUGGCAAGACUAAACAGUGAAUUACAACAACAGCUGAAGGACCUGCUUGAAGAGAGGAUAUCUUUGGAAGUGCAGCUAGAGCAGCUCAGACCUUUCUCUCAUCUUUAACCUACACCGAUGAGUUGGUUGUAGUUUCUCCAAAGCAAGGCAGCGCUCUCGGUGGGAUGCCACCCACCGCCCCGACCCCACAUCCCUUACUUUCAUGCUCCAUCCCAUCCAUGGCGUACACAGUGUUUAAGCCCUAACUUAUCUGGUGUACAACGGAGCAGGCCCCGGAGCACGAAAAGUAAAGACGAGGGUUAUUCUUCAAUGUGGCACUUUUCAAGUUUCUCGAAAGAGAUGAAUCCAUGGCUUACGGUCUAGUGAGGAAGCAGUAUUGGACGUUUGGCUGCAGCUACAAGUUGUUUCUGAAAAGACAAAUGCUGAUGAAUGAAUGUAAGUGAGAGUGAGAUGUCUGUUUUUAUUAAGUGUCUGGAGGAAAGUCCCUGUGUUAUCAACACACCAAUAAAAUAGUUUAGCGUUCUUUAGCAAAUGAAAGAGUUAUCCAACAAUUACAUUUCUUUUUACGGCUAAAGACUGGAAACCUAACAUUUUCUGAUUUAUUUGGUGUCUUCUCUAGGGAAGAAUGUUUUUGAUGAGUGACUUGUCGAGUCAGCCCUCUUCGCCUUUACUGCCCCCUACGUAGUGCUUUUGAAUGGGUUCCGAUUAAUGCCAAAUGACUGUAUUCUAACUGCUUUCUCACUUCUGUGUGUUCUGUUCUUAAUACUUAGUUCCAUCAUAUUGCAAUCUCCCCAUUUUUUUUAAACUCCCUUUGAUCGCAGCUUUUUGUUAUAAUCUCCUUUACAUUGUUGGGAGGUUUUAAGUGUGCUGCAGCAGCUACAAGAGGUGUAAUUUAUGAAGGACUCGGGAUGAGACGUUUUCCUGUUAUUUUCUGUUUUGGCACAGAUCCAGUUAUUUCCAAUCAUCCGCCGGAUGAUGAGGCACUAUGCAAGUUCAGGGUGAUACAUCUCCACAGCUGUUUGACCUUAGAAAUGGUAGCAUCUGUGUCAUUGUAUCUUUUGAUCUUCCAGAAUAUAAUCUACUGUACUUGCUCCAAGAGGGCAGCAAUUCCAAGUCAGUGUUUUGCACUUUCAGCCUAAAUCUGAGAGAAAAUGGAAAAAUUACAAAUUUAAAGCCCAGUCACGCAACUCGAAUGACCCAACUGCACUUUGAACUUUAUAUCAUCUGUUUGUCUGUAUGGGGUCUUUGUCAUUCUUUUAAACUGCUAGACUACCGGAAGUGUUAAAGAAGGAAAAAAAAAACAAAAAAAACCCCUCAAGUUGUCGUUCGGAUAACGGUUUGUACCAUCUCAAAGUAGCCUCUCAUUGUGAGUUUUAUGAUUUUUGUCUUUAAGGCCUUAACUCCCACCAGUCUGGAGUUCAGGUUUUCAUGUUGACUGAUUGACCACCUUGUUGCAUCAAGGCUUGCCUUUUUUGUGUGUGUUUUUUUAUUUUGUUCUGUUGAGGAUGAUUUAGUGCUCUGGGUCUUUUUUUUUUUAUGUAUGUGUGUGCGCGCUAGUGUUAAUAUUGCCACACUUAAACCAUGGCAAAAUUUUAAAACACCCUAUCAUGGGACCGAUUCAGCUCCCAAAACAAAUAGCACCCUUUGUUGUCCUAAAUGGCAAUUCUAGCAGAAGCAAUCAGUUGAAAACUUAAGUCUUUGGUGGGAUUUUGAAUGCUGUUUUCUCCCAGAUCUGAGUUGUACAUUGUAUAUGACACCCUUUUUGGACUUGUGUACAUUUGCAUUAAUUGCUGACUAACAGCGAAAUAAUCUAUUUAAUUCCUCUGUUUGGCUGUGGGAUCCUAGAUGUUUAAACUGCAUGGAUGUACUGUAUCUCUGCAGAGUCAACUAGCAGCUGUGAGUUUUACACAAAAAUAAAAAAAAUGGCACAACA
Molecule: messenger RNA, 4879 nt
Organism: Corythoichthys intestinalis (scribbled pipefish)
Lineage: Eukaryota; Metazoa; Chordata; Actinopteri; Syngnathiformes; Syngnathidae
Gene: reps1
Product: RALBP1 associated Eps domain containing 1
Exons: 19
Coding region: 589-3054 (821 amino acids)
Biological process (GO): endosomal transport; clathrin-dependent synaptic vesicle endocytosis
Cellular component (GO): plasma membrane; presynaptic membrane; intracellular vesicle
Molecular function (GO): molecular adaptor activity; calcium ion binding; protein binding
Source: RefSeq, a predicted model, not a curated record